CAGGGGCAGGCGGAGCGGGGCGGGGGGGACCGCAGCCGGCGAGGCGUGAUCGCCCGAGGCCCCUCCUGCCUGCCGGGGAAGCCUUAAAGCACCCCGGCGAGGAGCGGAGCCCCGCACUCGGGAGCCCCGACGCACGGGCGGACGCGAGCAGAGCCGAGCCGAGCCGAGCGCGCUCCGGGACAGCGGCCGCCAUGCAGGGCACCGUGAGGCUGUGGGUGUCGGUGCUGACUUUCGCCCUGUCGCUGCUGGUCUGCCUGGGGACGCUGGCAGAGGCGUACCCCUCCAAACCGGACAGCCCCGGCGAGGAUGCCCCCGCAGAGGACAUGGCCAGAUACUACUCGGCGCUGAGGCACUACAUCAACCUCAUCACCAGGCAGAGAUAUGGAAAGAGGUCAAGCCCAGAUACACUGAUCUCAGAUCUCUUGUUGAGGGAAAGCACAGAAAACAUUCCUAGAUCCAGGUUUGAAGACCCUUCGAUGUGGUAAUGGGAUUUUCAGCACCCCUUCAAAACUUUUCCUAGUUUUCAGUUCAUACUCCACACCUCUGAAGCAAAUCAUAGCGUCCUCCCCAGUGCAUGCAGCCAUUGUACUGACUUCUGUAGAGAUUCUCUCCUUCAUCAUAUUUGUAUAUGCCUUUAUUUAAAUAAAUUAUUUGUGCAUUCCAAAAUAUAACAUAUUAAAUGAAAACGAACAACCAUGUCAUUGGUGUAACAAAGCAUUGUUUUAAACUAUUAAAACUGAAUUAUAACUUCCCUGUAGUGUGGACAGCAAUGGAGUCACAGUUAUUACAGUAAUUACUGUGUAAAGUAAGAUAAAGACAUCAUGUAUUGUGGCCUCAGACUCAGCUCAAAACUGUUUAAAAUAAUUUAUCACAGACUGCAUAACAUAGGAAAACAGUGUUCUGAGAGGCAGUUUUUCAGAAUGGCCAUCCUAAAAACUUUUUUACUGCUGAUAUUGAUAAACGUAAUAAAAUUAAUGGCAGUUUUGAAAUGCACAGCAAUAAGUCACUGCUUAAUUCUGCUAAUUCCUUGAAACUGGUUUGAUGCUUGGCUGUAAGCCUGAACUAGUAAUUUUAAAUGAAACAGAUGUAACAUCUUUGUUUUGGCAAUAUGCAAAAUAGCAGAAAAUAACAUCUAAAGUAACUCAUAAUCUUAAGACAAGAUUGCAAUUAUUUGUGCCAGAGAAGAGACAUCUAACAUUGCCUAAGGCCUUGUAAAGGAGCACAGUGAUAAAUCCCAACCCCUGGGCUACUUGCCCUCCAAGCCGCUCUCAUUUGGAGUUAUUAAUGGUUUCUGUUUGUAGUAUAAGGAGAUCCACAGAACAGGCACAAGGGCAACUAUCUCCAGGUCUACAUUUUCUUAUUUUUGGAUUUUAUAAAUUUACUCACUAGCCUAAUUGAGGUCUUAGACACACUUGAAGUUUUUACUCAAAGUAGUUACAAGAAUGGCAGCACCUUCCCCUUGUUUUUAAGUGGUUCUAGUUCACAGAUGUGUGUUGUGCUGUAUGGUCAGGACCCAGACUGUGUGUGACACAAAUUAUGGUCUCUGGUUCUGAUACACCACUUCUUUUCUUUAGACACUGACUAAAGAAUGCAUAAUAAAGCACAUAAAGACGUCCCAAACUGGAAAAGAAUCAGUGUGAAAGUUUAAUCUAUUUAGAUGUCCUUCCCACUAUUCAAAUGCUUUCAUGUGCCUGUUGCACCCAGGAGAGAUGCAUCAGUGCAACCACGUUCCAGGUUUCUAU
Prinia subflava (tawny-flanked prinia) is the source of this 1742-nucleotide messenger RNA. RefSeq names its product neuropeptide Y (gene NPY). The transcript is spliced from 4 exons. The coding region runs from base 192 to 485 and encodes 97 amino acids. The record is from RefSeq and is a predicted model, not a curated record. Gene Ontology annotation, molecular function: neuropeptide hormone activity; neuropeptide Y receptor binding. Gene Ontology annotation, biological process: neuropeptide signaling pathway; feeding behavior. Gene Ontology annotation, cellular component: extracellular region. Lineage: Eukaryota; Metazoa; Chordata; Aves; Passeriformes; Cisticolidae.